Ylistrum balloti is the source of this 5701-nucleotide messenger RNA. Its product is annotated as cullin-1-like. Gene Ontology annotation, molecular function: ubiquitin protein ligase binding. Lineage: Eukaryota; Metazoa; Mollusca; Bivalvia; Pectinida; Pectinidae. Bases 283 to 2613 code for a protein of 776 amino acids. Gene Ontology annotation, biological process: protein ubiquitination; SCF-dependent proteasomal ubiquitin-dependent protein catabolic process. The transcript is spliced from 20 exons. The record is from RefSeq and is a predicted model, not a curated record. Gene Ontology annotation, cellular component: SCF ubiquitin ligase complex.
GUCUGACCGUGUGGGAAAAACUAGGCCAUUCUUCGAGGGAUUUGACGAACAUCGUAUAGCUUGAAAAUGGAUUUAAAUGAGACAAGUUUGUUUGUUGUGUCUCCAGAAAAUCUAGGAUAAGCUACCAUGGAAAAGUGUGGAUAAAACCUAAUUUCUCCUCUGGAUUUUGUUAGAAUACCAGUGGGAUUGAAGGAGUUUUGUUACCACCUGUUGUUGUUUCUGUUGUGCUAAAUUUAAAUAAGUUAUUUUGUUGAAACAGUGUGAUAAGUUUUGUUAAUAAAAAUGUCUGGAUCAUCAAGAACACAAAACCCACACGGGUUAAGACAGAUAGGAUUGGACCAGAUUUGGGAUGACCUACGCGGUGGCAUUCAACAUGUUUAUAGACGGCAGAGUAUGGCUAAGACUCGAUACAUGGAACUCUACACACAUGUCUAUAAUUAUUGUACAAGUGUCCACAACCCAGGUCAAGGUGGUCAACAGCAAGCCAGAGGACCUGCUGGGCGUCGCCAAAGACCUCCCACUGGAGGAGCACAAUUUGUUGGCCUAGAGCUAUAUAAGAGACUGCGAGAGUUCCUCAAAUCCUAUCUCGUCAACUUGUUAACAAAUGGGCAAGAUCUGCUGGACGAACAAGUGUUGUCCUUUUACACCAAGCAGUGGGAGGACUAUCAGUUCUCGAGUAAAGUGCUGAAUGGUGUGUGUGCCUACCUCAAUCGUCACUGGGUUCGACGUGAAUGUGAUGAGGGUACCAAAGGCAUCUAUGAAAUCUAUUCUCUUGCACUUAUAACCUGGAAGGACAAUCUAUUCAAGCCUCUGAACAAACAGGUAACAAAUGCAGUGCUAAAGUUAAUUGAGAAGGAACGAAAUGGAGAAACCAUUAAAACUGGCCUAGUGAGUGGUGUCAUCAACUGCUAUGUGGAACUUGGUCUAAAUGAAGAAGACCCUACAGCUAAAGGGCCAACAUUGACAGUUUACAAAGAAAACUUUGAGUCCCCCUUCCUGGAUGAUACAGAAAGGUUCUUCACUCGAGAGAGUACAGAAUUUCUACGUCAGAAUCCAGUUACAGAAUAUAUGAAAAAGGCCGAAGCUCGGUUGAUGGAAGAGCAGAAGCGUGUCCAGCUGUAUCUGCAUGAAAGCACACAGGACGUCUUAGCACGCAAGUGUGAAAAAGUCCUCAUUGAGAAACACUUGGAGAUUUUCCAUUAUGAGUUUCAGAAUCUGCUUGAUGAUGACAAAAAUGAUGAUCUGGGGCGUAUGUACCAAUUAGUGUCAAGGAUUCAAGAUGGGCUUGGAGAGCUAAAAUCCCUUUUGGAGACCCACAUUUACAACCAGGGAGUGGCUGCUAUAGACAAAUGUGGAGAAUCAGCCCUUAAUGAUCCAAAAGUGUAUGUUCAGACUAUCCUUGAUGUCCAUAAGAAGUACCAUGCUCUCGUCAUGACGGCCUUCAGUAAUGAUGCUGGAUUUGUUGCUGCCCUUGAUAAGGCCUGUGGCAGGUUCAUUAACAAUAACUCUGUAACCAAGCUAGCCAAUGCUUCCAGUAAAUCACCAGAGCUACUGGCACGAUACUGUGACCUACUUCUCAAAAAGAGUUCAAAGAACCCAGAAGAGGCAGAACUUGAAGAUACCUUAAACCAAGUUAUGGUGGUUUUCAAGUACAUUGAGGACAAGGAUGUGUUCCAGAAAUUCUACAGCAAGAUGCUAGCCAAACGGCUUGUACAACACAUGUCUGCCAGCGAUGAUGCUGAGGCUAGCAUGAUCUCCAAGCUAAAGCAAGCUUGUGGGUUUGAGUACACAUCAAAGUUACAGCGCAUGUUCCAGGACAUCAGUGUCAGCAAAGAGCUUAAUGAUCAAUUUAAGGAUCAUCUCAAAAAAUCAUCGGAGGAUGAACUCGACAUUGACUUCAGUAUAGAAGUUCUGAGUUCUGGAUCAUGGCCAUUCCAACAAUCGUCGUCAGCUUUCUCUUUACCUCAGGAGAUGGAAAGGAGCUUCCAAAGAUUUACAUGUUUCUAUAGCAAUCGUCACAGUGGUCGAAAACUGAAUUGGUUAUACCACAUGUCUAAAGGCGAGUUGGUGACGCAUUGCUUCAAAAACAGAUACACUCUACAGGCGUCAACUUUUCAAAUUGCCGUCCUUCUACAGUUCAACACUACAGACUCUAUGUCUGUUCAACAAGUACAAGACAGUACACAGAUCAAAAUGGACACUCUUGUACAAGUACUGCAGAUCCUGUUGAAAUCCAAACUACUGGUGACCGAAGAUGAUGAGAACUCUCUUUCGCCCUCUACACAGCUUUCGCUAUACUUUGGCUACAAAAAUAAAAAGCUUCGUGUGAAUAUCAAUGUCCCCAUGAAGUCUGAAGUGAAGACUGAACAAGAGGCAACACAUAAACAUAUAGAGGAGGAUAGAAAGCUUCUUAUACAGGCGGCCAUAGUUAGGAUAAUGAAGAUGAGGAAAAUGUUGAAACAUCAACAGUUACUGGCUGAAGUGCUCAACCAGCUUUCUUCUCGAUUCAAACCCCGUGUUCCUGUUAUUAAGAAAUGUAUAGAUAUCCUGAUUGAGAAAGAGUAUCUUGCUCGUGUGGAAGGACAGAAGGACACAUACAGUUACCUAGCCUAAUUGGAGGUGCCUUUCUGUCUGUCAAAGUCAGACCUGGACUAGUGAGAUUAGAGUGGGUGAUUUGCAUUUAUUUGUUUCAUCUUAAACAAUUGCAAUCACACUGAACAGGAUGGAGAGUUUUCAGAGGAUAAUUGAGAGACUGUGAUUACUGAAGUAUUAUAGCAGACUUCUCUGUUUUCUUCUUUUAUCGUGGACUGAUGGAAAGCUAGAAUUUUCUUACUGUCAGUACAGAUGAACAGUUCUUUGGACAACUGUAAGAAUCUGAAAUAUACCGAAAAACUGUAUGUUUUGGUAUUUUGGGAAAGGUCUUUGGGGAAAAAGAAAUGAUAUUUCAUACAAUAUCCAGAAGAAUCGUAUGGGAAUUGUGAUUGGAAGAGAAAUGUAUUUUUAAAUAAAAUGACAAGGGAUGCAUAAACUUGGGGGUAACUCCCCUUUCUUUAAGACUUGAGCUGGUAAAGGACAUGUACAAAGUGUUUUCUUUUCUGUGAAAGGAGACAAGGUACCACAAAGACAUAUUUAAGAUUAUCUGGAACAAAGUAAUGAAUUAGUUGAAUGAAAGGUUAUAUAUGCAGGAUGUUUGUGAGCAAAGCUUGUUUUGUUUUUUGGGUUUUUUUUUUACUAAAGUUCUGGAAAUGUGCUGUUUGACUAAUGUUCAAACAUUAAUUUGGUACUUUGCGAUGAGAUGACGAACAUCUCCAGUGUCACUGAAGAUGUGACAUUGUUUAGUUGUCACAUGUAAGAAAUUUUCAUGGAUUACAGCUCGCGACGUGAUACAUUUGUUGCUGGUGUUGUAGCAUUUUUUCUGGUACUGCAACAAGUCUCAUUUUAGCAGACCUCUGUAACAAUAACUUUUGUAAUAUCAUGGAAUACAUUGUUUGUAUAGAUUUGACUAAAUUUUUAUGUGAAAGUUAGUGAUGCAUUGGCGAGUGUCCUGAUGUGUGUGCGAUGUCAUUGUUGUGUAUCACUGGAUUCAACACAACACUACUGAAGUCAUAUGUACAUUUCAGAUAUAUUUAUUUCUCGAGGCAUCAAAAUGCUUAUGAUUGCAAGAAAUUUGUAAUGUCUUUUAAGAGAAGGAUGUUAAUUCUCUACAAAAAAUAUCUGAUAUUUACUUAAAUUCAUUAAUAUUUCUGAUAAUUUUAGAAAUUAAGGGUUAGUUAAGAAGCUGGAACUUAUAGACCAGUGUUAACUGAAGCUGGUUGUGAUUGUAAUAAAAAUUAAAUUAUUCUGUAUUAUUACUGUCAAUUAAUUUGGAUUUCAAAAGAAUGAUCAACAGAUAAAGAAAGACACAAUUACAGCUGAAACUUCAAAGUUUUUGAUUAAAAGUGAAACAAUUUUCACAAAAUGUAUUUGUUCUUUCAGUAGAUUCUUACUUAAUAACUUUUGUUGGGAACAUAUUUCUUUUAUCAUGAUACCAUCAAUCAUUUGAUUUUGUCAGUCUCUCAUCGAAUACAUUGCAGUCUUUUACAUACAUUGCUGUGUUAUGUCAUAGAUAUCACUUAAAAAUUGCUUACAUUGAAUACAACAGUGUUUGAUUACUGUUGUGAUUUCAUCAGUUAAGAUUAAGAUAUUUUUAACGCAGUCCCAUGAACAUUAACUAUUUUUUCUAUGUUGUUAGAUCAACAAAACCAAAAUAUACAAUGUGAUUUAAGUUCAAAUAUAAAAUUUGAUGAAGGAAAUGAACUUUUGUAGCUUGUAAUAAAAUUGAUAUCCCUGUUGGCCACGGCUCAUCAACUCCUAUCUAAAAUACUUGUAAUUAUGCUGCUCUGUCCGGUUGUGUCCAUCUUGAUACCAACAAAAAUCUUUGUACAUGAGGUCAAGCAGUGCAUUCUCUAAGCCAGUUGGAUGAAUUGAAAGCAAUGGAAGAGGCCUCGGAGGAUAAUUUGUUUUUGUAUUUUGACAUUCAUGCAUAAAAACGAAAUUGAAUGUAUAAAGUUUGGUAAAAGUGUAGACAUUGCUUUAGCUAUACAAGUGCUUAAAAAGUUAGUCACAAAGUUUUGAUGGCAAUAUUCUGUUACAUGUACAAACUGUUGUGUCAACAUAUUUUCCUAGUGUUUGAGCUAAAUCUACUGGUUUGAGAGUUGUUGAAUGAUCCUGAUUGUGUCUUCUGCAUGUUAGUGUAGUAGUAUGAGAGAAUUGAUUGUUAUGGAGAUAUGAAUCCAAGUUCUGAAAGAAACCUUUUUCUCCCAUCUUCUUUUGUUUGAUACAUAGCUGAAAAAGAGGAGGUAUGUUUGUAUUGCCUACCAGAUAAGAUUUUUAUAAGAAUAUGUUCCACUGUGACUUAUUUUCCACGGUAGCUUAUUCUUUAGUGUGCUGGAAAUAAAACCAUCGAGAAAAGAGUGAGUGUGAACGUUGUUUAGAGAAAUGAAUUAUUUAUUUGACUCCGAAGUGUAGUGCUGGAAGAGCUCUGUGCUUUUUUGUUUCACUGUAGACUUGAUUGAAGGGUAAACCGCUGUGCACAGUUAUUUUCAACCUGUUUGUUUUCAUCCUUUCUAAUCUCAUGCAUUUUCUAAAAGAGGGGUUGAAUUUGAUGGCCUUACUUUGUAUUUUGCUGCAGCUGUUUGCAUAUAUUGACUUACUUUCUCCAUAUCAGUUUUAGUUACCAUGAAUUCUACAUUAUAUUUUUCAUUCAAGAAAGUUCAGAAUUCAAUGUAGAAGUAAAGUGAUGAAUUUUCUGCAUUCUCAUGAAAAGAUAACAUGCAUCAUUAUGCCUUUGUUUUGGUUAAAAGGGCAUAAAUUGAUGUAAGAUUAACCCACUAUAAAUCUGUUUUUAGGAAAAGAUAUUGUGAUUUAUGGUACAAAACAUUCAAAAUGUCACUGAAGAAUUUGAAGAAUAUAGUUUAAAAACCAAAACCAAAAGCUGUAUUGAAAAUAAAAAGAUGAUUUGUAUCUAAUGUGUAACAGACGACUGGUAUGUUGGUUGUUUAGUCGAUACUGGAAUAUUACACUAUUUAUACCACAGAUGAUUCUGUUUUGUUUUUGCUUCUUCAAACGGUAUUUGCACUUGUUUACAAGAAAUCAGGAUGGUAAGAAAGAAAAGAACAUUUUAUGAUGUAUGUUUCAAUAAAUUUACAGUGAUAAAUCACAA